UCUUUCAUUGCAGAGGUCAUCCUCAGAGCUGCUCAGAAGGCAUGGACCAAAUAAAGCUGGUGCUGGGCAGAAGGGGACCAAGGGCCAGCUGCUGGAAGGUGACCAUCAUUGCCACUGUCGUGGGCAGUGUGACAGCUCUCUACCUGGGGAUCCUGCUGGCCUGUCAUCCUGCAGCAGAGACCAGCUUUGAGCACACUGUGGAAUUGCGAGGGAUCACGUUCAACAGCAGCUUGCAGGCAGAGAACUCAGACUACUACCGGGUGCUGACGCCCGCCCUCGAGAGGCUGUUUCUGUCCAGUUUCCAGGACUCCCAUCUGGACUGGAGCUGCACUGGUUGCACCAUCCUGGGCUACAGCAGGAGUGGGAACUCGAGUGUCAUUGUCCGUUUCCGCCUCCGCUUCGCCCUGCAGGACUCCCAGCCCCUCAGCUCUGCCACGGAAGAGGACGCACUCCGACACGGGCUGGCGGCCGCACUGCAGGAGCAGGGCCUCUCCCUGGCCACCUUUGGGACGAUAUCCUCAGCUUCUCUUACAGCUCCCAGUGAUGUUUCUCCAUACAAACCAGGACUGAAAUCAGGGAGCUGCCCUGGUGACAUGUUCAUGUGCCACAACACGCAGUGUGUGUGGAAAGAAAACCCUGAAUGUGAUGGCCAGAAGGACUGCGCCGACGCCUCUGAUGAAAAGGGCUGCGACUGUGGGAGCCGCCCUGCCAUGCAGACUACCAGCAGGAUAGUCGGAGGCACAGAGGCAUCCAGAGGGGAGUUCCCCUGGCAAGUCAGCCUGCGAGAGAACAAUGAGCACUUCUGCGGUGCUGCAAUCCUCACAGACAAGUGGCUGGUGUCUGCUGCUCACUGCUUUACGGAGUUCCAGGACCCGGCCAUGUGGGCAGCUUACGCAGGGACCACCUCCAUCAGCGGUGCAGACAGCAGUGCAGUGAGAAUGGGCAUUGCCCGGAUCAUCCCUCACCCCUCCUACAACACCGACACAGCUGACUACGAUGUGGCUGUGCUGGAGCUGAAGAGACCCGUGACCUUCACUAAGUACAUCCAGCCCGUGUGCCUGCCACACGCUGGGCAUCACUUCCCUACCAACAAGAAGUGCCUGAUCUCUGGCUGGGGAUACCUCAAGGAGGAUUUCUUGGUGAAACCUGAGUUCCUGCAGAAAGCAACGGUAAAGCUGCUGGACCAGGCACUGUGCUCCAGCCUGUACAGCCAUGCCCUCACAGACAGGAUGCUCUGUGCUGGUUACCUGGAGGGGAAAAUUGACUCCUGCCAGGGGGACUCUGGUGGGCCGCUGGUUUGCGAAGAACCAUCUGGCAAGUUUUUCCUGGCAGGAAUCGUGAGCUGGGGAAUUGGAUGUGCUGAAGCCAGGCGGCCGGGGGUUUAUACACGUGUUACCAAACUGAGAGACUGGAUCUUGGAUGCUAUUUCUCCCUUUCCCACCUCCAUAACACGCACUGUCCCACUAAUACACUCAAGUAGUAACAGUAAUGUGGUCACCGCUGAAGAACUCAACGCCAUCACCAGCACAGCAAUCCCCACCUCUUCACCAAUUGCCAGCAAACCAGCAACUGCACCCAAACCACAAGAGUGUGGAGGACGACCUGGCCUUUCUAAACCCAACAAGAUUGUGGGAGGAACCGAUGCUUCCAGAGGAGAGAUCCCGUGGCAGGUCAGCCUGCAGGAAGACUCCAUGCAUUUCUGUGGGGCAACGAUCAUUGGGGACCGCUGGCUGCUGUCAGCUGCACACUGCUUCAACGAGACAAAUCCAGAAGAGAUUGAAGCCUACAUGGGAACAACAUCACUAAAUGGAACUGAUGGGAGCGCAGUGAAAGUCAGUGUAACACGAGUGAUCCCACAUCCUCUCUUCAACCCCAUCCUUCUGGACUUUGAUGUAGCUGUACUUGAGCUGGCAAGACCCCUUGUCUUCAACAAAUACAUCCAGCCCAUCUGCCUCCCACUCGCUGUGCAGAAGUUUCCUGUUGGCAAGAAGUGCAUAAUUUCUGGGUGGGGAAACCUCCAAGAAGGGAAUGACACCAUGUCUGAGAUCCUGCAGAAAGCAUCUGUGGGCAUCAUAGACCAGAAGACCUGCAACUUCCUCUACAACUUCUCCCUCACUGAGCGGAUGAUCUGCGCUGGUUUCCUGGAGGGGAAGAUAGACUCAUGCCAGGGAGAUUCAGGAGGGCCCUUGGCCUGCGAGGUCACCCCGGGCGUGUUUUAUCUGGCUGGCAUUGUGAGCUGGGGAAUUGGAUGUGCCCAAGCUAAGAAACCUGGUGUGUACUCCAGAAUUACCAAACUCAACGACUGGAUUCUGGAUACCAUCUCACAGUUUCCCAGUCCCAGCACAGGUGCUCCUUCCAGUUCAGCCACCACCAGAACUACUGCAGACAUCCUCAUGCUCCAUCCCAGUACAGCAGCUACAAGUGCCAUCAGUGAAACCACGCUGAAUGAGAAGACUACCACCACCAUGGAAGAAACCUCCACAGCUCUGAAAUCCACUGAGCCUGCCAAGCCCACCCACGCUCCAGUGGUGCCUUGUACCAGCCUCACCUUCAGGUGUUCCAGCAACGUCUGUAUUGGAAAAGAAAAUCCCGAAUGUGACGGAAUUGUUGACUGCAGCAAUGGCUUUGAUGAGAGCAAUUGUGACUGCGGCUUAACCACUGCUCUGGCCUUCAGCAAGAUCGUGGGUGGGAGCUCUGCAGCUCGAGGAGAAUGGCCGUGGCAAGUCAGUCUCUGGCUUCGACAGAAGGAGCACAAGUGUGGGGCUGUCCUCAUUGCCGAUAGGUGGCUGCUCUCUGCAGCUCACUGCUUUGAUAUUUACAGUGACCCGAAAAUGUGGGUGGCAUUUCUAGGAACACCCUUCCUGAAUGGCAACGAUGGCAAAAUGGAGAAAAUAUUCCGUAUCUACAAGCACCCUUUUUACAACGUCUACAGCCUGGACUACGACGUGGCACUGCUGGAGCUGAGCAUGCCUGUCAGGUUCAGCAGCACUAUCAAACCCAUUUGUCUCCCAGACAACUCACACAUCUUCCAGGAAGGAGCCAGGUGCUUCAUCACAGGCUGGGGCUCCACCAAGGAAGGAGGCCUCAUGACAAAGCAUCUGCAAAAAGCAGCAGUGAAUGUGAUUGGAGACCAGGACUGCAAAAAGUUCUAUCCUGUCCAGAUCAGCAGCAGGAUGGUGUGCGCUGGUUUCCCACAGGGUACCGUCGACAGUUGCUCAGGUGAUGCAGGUGGGCCCCUGGCAUGUAAAGAACACUCAGGACGGUGGUUUCUAGCAGGAAUCACAAGCUGGGGCUAUGGCUGUGCCAGGCCGUACUUCCCUGGGGUCUACACCAAAGUCACAGCAGUGCAAGGCUGGAUCGCGCAAAACCUCAAGCUCUGAAGCUGAAUUUCACCACUCAGGGAAGGUGACGAAUGAGAAGAAUAAUUGCCAGGGGACACACCGACCCCACCACCACUACUGUACACUUUUUGGAUGCUGCAAAGGGGUGAAGAUGGUCUGCAAGUACUCAGCAAAUGCUUGUGUGGUAUGACCCACUGCAGUCGUUGACACUGGGUUAUUUGAUAACUGCUUUGCUUAGAAAGAUGCAAUUCUAGACUUUUUUUUUUCUAUAA
Phasianus colchicus (ring-necked pheasant) is the source of this 3613-nucleotide messenger RNA. Lineage: Eukaryota; Metazoa; Chordata; Aves; Galliformes; Phasianidae. The record is from RefSeq and is a predicted model, not a curated record.